AAAUAUUUUAAUUUAUUUUUGAAAUGUGAUACAUUAUAUUUGUUAUUCAAAGAUAAUAAAUUACUUUACUUAUAAGAACUAAAAUAAACCUACUUAUUAACGAUGAUUUUUAAUAAAUCAAAUGGACGUCGGAUUUUAAUUUUAGUAUUUUUAAAUCUGAAAUUACUCGGAGCGCAAGUUUCUACGACAAAUAAUAAUGAAGGCAACUUGCCAACUUCAGUAGAACCGAGGUUUUUAGAUCACGGCGCCCUGGGAUUCCCAAACUUUGGUUCGGGAAGAUUCGGAAAUCCGACAAGUAAUUAUCCCUCGAAUUCCUUUUUCCCUUACGGAAAUCAGAAUAAUAAUAUCCAACAGCCGCAAACGGGUUUGGGUUAUCCCAAUCAAAGAAAUGUUCAAAACAGGCCAGGUCAAGGUUAUGGACAAGGAUAUCCUAAUCAGCAAGUGUAUCCGAUCCAACAAGGCUACCCUAACCAACUAGGGUACCCAAAUCAGCCAGGCUAUUCGAAUCAACCAGGCUAUCCAAAUUUACAAGGCUAUCCUAACCAACAAGGCAACCCAAAUGGACAAGGCUACCCAUAUUUUGGCGACAGUAUGAACUCAAACCCAAAUUAUCAACGUCCGCAAUAUUCUAGUCAAAACUUUCAGAAUAGACCAAUUGAUGGAAACUACCAUGGAAGAUUUCCGUAUCAAGGAGGUAACGAAUACCCCAACUAUCAAAGACCAGAAUACUUUAAUAGACCGGGUGAUGAGCCAGCAAUGUAUAGACCUUACCAAAAUCCUGGAGGGCCAUUAAAUCAAGGGGGAUAUUACAAUCAACCUGAGCCCGGCCAAGGCUAUCCACCCAAUUCUUUUGGGUACCAACCAGUCAACCAAUACCCUUCCCCAGGCUACAUGGCCGAUCAAGGGAACCCUAACUAUCGACCCGACGAAGUAGGUAAUUUACCGGACGCGAAUUUCCCUGAUGCUUUGGAUCAAUUCCAGCCGUAUAACCCACAGAAUCCAAAUUUUGAGCAACCUGGUCCUUUUCAAAAUAAUAAUUAUGGUACUGGCACGCAACUUCCGAAUCAGAUCGGUGUGAGUGGUGGUCCAUCAAUAAACCAGUACCCAAAUCCAGUUGUGCCGUUUCCAGGAGGUCCAGAUAAUGUUCCUCCGUUAGUAAAUGAACCUCCUCCUUCAUAUGAUCAAGGAAGUGUUCCUAAAGAUAACAAUACAGCAAGCAUUUUAGGAAAACCAGUCAUUGUACCACCAGAACCGGUGACAACAGCACCUGAUGAAACAGUCUUCGAUAACAGCGGUGCAACUCCUUAA
Molecule: messenger RNA, 1308 nt
Organism: Spodoptera exigua (beet armyworm)
Lineage: Eukaryota; Metazoa; Arthropoda; Insecta; Lepidoptera; Noctuidae
Source: the annotation of a GenBank genome assembly